Molecule: messenger RNA, 2910 nt
Organism: Venustampulla echinocandica
Lineage: Eukaryota; Fungi; Ascomycota; Leotiomycetes; Helotiales; Pleuroascaceae
Exons: 4
Coding region: 1-2910 (969 amino acids)
Source: RefSeq, a predicted model, not a curated record
AUGGAUGCUCUGACCGCUCUGUCACUCGCCGGCACCAUCAUCCAGGUCGUCGAUUUUGGUGCCAAGGUAUUGCGAGGAAGUCGCAACCUCUACACCUCGGCCAGUGGGGCAUUGGAUGUGAACGAAGAACUCGAAUUAAUCACUCGGGACCUCUCUGUGUUAUCCAAGAAACUGUGGCACCCUCUGAAUGCUCCAAAUGUCGCCAAUUCCGAUCCCGACGCUCAUCAGUACGACAAUCUGCGAGAGCUUUGCGAUGGCUGCAAGCUCGUGGCUGAUGAGCUCCUCAUUGCUCUGGAAGACUUGAAGAUCGAGGGUGGCCAGACCAACAAGGCCUGGAAGAGUCUACGCUACGCAAUCAAAUCUAUCUUCUCCCAGAAGGAGAUCGAUUCACUAAAUGACCGCCUUGCAGCUUUUAGAAGAGCUCUGGAUACGCAUAUCCUUGCAGACUUGGGAAAAACGAGUACCAUGAUGGCGAUACAACAUUCGAAACGAUUCGAUGACCUUGACAGACGAACCCAGGAUAUUCUUGUAGCAUUGCUUGACCGACAGGAUCGACAGGAUUCUCUGGCGAGAGACCUUCAAGCCCAAACAACGGCAGUUGCCCAAAUGCUCAAUCGUACCGAGCUUCUUGUGACAGCUCGAGGACAAGCGGGGAGAAGUGUGGUUAUCCAUGCAUUGGGGACACCAAGUUUUCUGGCGAAAGCAAAGGAAUACUGUGCCAUACCCGAGGAGGCGGACCAGGUAGAUCAAGCGAGGAGUGAGGAAGAGCGUAUUAAGCUUGCUGUUCAGAAAAAUAUCUUGCAAUGGCUUUACUUCGAAUCCAUACGGCGGCGCCAGGAAGAUGUUUUCGAGGCUCAUGGAGACACAUUUUCUUGGUUCCUUCGCCCAUCUUUCACCCCAACGGGUAAUGCCAAGUCAGACUCCCCGAAAACCGCCAAUUUUGUUCAGUGGCUUCAGAAUGGCCGUGGGAUUUAUUGGAUCAACGGCAAGGCUGGAUCAGGAAAGUCUACCCUAAUGAGAUACAUCUGUGAGUCCGAGGCAAUGAAAAGCGCGGUUCGUACCUGGGCUGGAUCGGAAGCCUUGUGUAUCAGCACUUUUUUCUUUUGGAAUGGUGGCAGUCGCGAUCAGAGAUCUCAAAUUAGUCUUUUGCGAGCCAUUCUGUACGAUGUCCUAAGUAGUCAUACCGACCUUAUCCCAAUAAUUAUGCCGGGCAUCUGGGCAACAUCCUACAAUGAAGCGGUUCUAGAUUCCCUACUCGAUAGAGAUGUGAGGUUCUCUCUAAAGUUUUUGGUUGAGACUUUUCAGCAGCUCGUUAAACAGAAGACCAUUAGUCUCAAAAUAUGUUUAUUCAUAGAUGGACUAGAUGAGUAUGAAGGGGAGCCGGCAGAUCUGAUUGAUCUUUUCGCUGAUAUAAUGACGUCCGAUAAUAUCAAGGCAUGCAUAUCUAGCAGACCUCUAGUGGCAUACGAACAGGCUUUCUCACCCUUCUCGACAAUUAAACUUCAAGACCUCAAUUAUGGAGACAUCAAACUCUAUGUUGAUGACAAUCUUAACGCAAACAAACUUUUUCGUCGACUUGCUCUCCAAGAACAGGAAAAAGCACCUGCCCUUGUUCGUGAAAUAGUGGCAAAGUCAGAUGGUGUGUUUCUCUGGGUAGUGCUUGUGGUCAGGUCAAUUCUAGUAGGAUUAGGAAAUCGGGAUGAGAUAGAAGACCUCCAACGACGGUUAGAAGAACUUCCUUCAGACCUCGAAAAGUUGUUCGACAAUAUGCUUAACCAACGAAUUGAACCUUUUUAUCAGAAAAAGGCCGCAGGGCUUUUCCAGAUAUUUCGAAUCUCGACACAAGUCAACAAUCGUCUUGAGAGUCAUGGCGACAACCAAUGGCCACUCACGUUACUUGCUCUAUCGUUUGCCGAUGACAAUGAUCCCGACUAUGUUAUGAAAGAGGAAAUUGCGCCGCUACCACAAUCAACUAAGGUGUCUCGCUGUGAAGUAAUGGAAGACCGCCUGAAAACCAGGUGCGCCGGCUUGUUGGAGGUUCGAGGCCCAGGAGCUGAUGGCUAUCGAGCCAUUUCUGGAGUGGAAGUAGCCAAGUCAGCGGGCAUUGUACAGUAUUUGCAUCGCACCGUUAAAGACUACCUCCAAAAACCAGAUAUCUGGUCAGCAAUCACAGCAAAGACGGACGGGAUGGAGUUCGACCCUCAUAUUUCUAUGUUGAAAUCUUGCAUUCUUCAGAUAAAGACAAGUGAUUUCACAACAGCCGCUCUUCCCGAUGAACUAUGGCGUUGUGUGGCUCUAGCUUUGGAACACGCCCGCCAUGCUGAAAUGGACCAAGGCAUCACCUACAUUCCACUGCUGGACCACCUUGACAACGUCAUGAAGUCUUUGAUAGGCAACAAGUAUCCCGGCCAUUGGUCGAGAUAUUAUAAAGAAAAACAUGAACGCCCGUUCGAAUGGGAUGACAACUUUGCUGCACUAGCUGUCGAGUACGGGUUAUGCAACUAUCUUGACUAUAAAUUUCGACAGUUGAACGAAAAAGCAUCGGACAAGUCCGGCCGUCCACUGCUUGACUACGCUAUUAGCACAGACCCAAGCGGGCAGCGAUAUCCGGUGAGCGCAAAAGUCGUCGCUCUCCUACUCAAACAUGGUUCCAAGCCCAACCAGAGCUACAAGGGCAGGACUCCUUUUGAGAAUUUCCUGUAUUUUGCAUAUAGUCUUCAGUUCCUCGGGUUCCAGAGGAAAAAGCCAAGACGAGUGGAUAUCCUCGAGGUCUUGUCGUUGUUCAAAUCGUUCAUUGAGUAUGGGGCGGAUCUCAAAACCACUUUUAAAAUGACUUGUUUCUGCGCUGGUAUCCUGAAGAGUCAGCAGACCUUCUGGCUCUGCUUGAACGGCCUGAGAAUAUUCAAUUAA